AUUAAGAUGCUGGGCGUCAUGUUGCUUCCUUUUUGUGGUGAAGUUUUUUUCGACCGCCACGGCUUCGCUGUUUCUUCGGCGCUCCUAUUCAUGGUGUUGUAUCUGGCGCCAGGAUAUGCAAGUGGUAAAUAUGUCUGGGUCUGGAAACUUGUGAUGCUGUUUGGCGAAUCAUGUGGACGCCUGCAUUUGCAGACAAGCAUGACAAGUUUUGGAGUUGCUGUAGUGUUGCCUAUCUGCGUGACAAACUGCGUUUCUGCAAGACAGAGGAGUGUGGCUUUUGGGUGGCGUGCAUGACAAACUUUAGAGCCAUGCUGAGUGUGCAUGACAAACCUGGCAUUCUCCCAGACCCAGACAUAUUUGCAUUUGAUACACGAGUGGAAUGUUUCAUCAGGGCUUACCUCGAUGGCGGGGAUUCGGACUUUAUCCUCUGCAAAUAUUAUGUCUGGGUCUGGAAGAUUGAAACUUGUGAUGCGCAUUUUGGAUCAGAUAAAAAUCUGCCAUGUAUGAUGGACUGCAAUAUUAGCCUAGUUCUUGUUAUCAAAAUCUGAAGUUUCUAAUGCGAUAGCCAUUGAGAAACCAUCUCAGAUAAACCAGUAAUGCGAUUGCUUGCAUGCCAGAGCUUCUUGGUCAUGCAAAAACAGCAUGACAUUUCCAGACGCAGACAUAUACCUAUUUGCAGUGUCGAUAGACUUAGAAGUGGGACAGGGCGCGAAGUACUACAAGUUGGAUCCCUUAGAGACCUGGCUGGACCCGAGUGACACCAGUGAGCACACGCUGACCGCCUCGGCCCUGAAUAGUGAGUCCUCCACGAGUCCCUCCUCGCCUCUGUAUAAGCCACACAGUGGGCGUGACCUUGCCGGGUAUGGGAACAAUUGGCGGGGCGCCACCGCACAGCCCAACUGGUGGAAGGUGGAGAUCGAUCCCGGAAAGCUGCUGGCCACACGCAUCCGCUUGUUCGCCGGUAAACAGCCGUGGUACACCCUUGAAGACCGCAAAAAUCGAAUCCAGAACAAUUAUUUAUUGGUUGACGAUGUGGAGAUUGGAAGCUUGAAGCCGACCGAAUCAGAUCGGGUGCUGGGGACGAACCUAAACAUGUUGUGGACCUCGGGCAGUGCUCCGCAAGUGGACAUACCCCUUUGGCGGCGGGCUUCGAGAUUCGAACUGCGAACGAAAGUCUCCUCCAAUAGUACGUUAGGCGGAUUCGAGAUCUACUACAUCCCGGAAAUCACCGUUGUGUACCAGCGGUUGAACUUUAAUCCCGUUCGAGGUGACCCCACGAGGUUUUUCAACGGAUAUCACGUUCCCGGUGAUUCGGGUGUGGAAAGGUCGGACAUUCUAUCAAAAUGAAAAAACCCCCCUCCCCAUACUCAGAGGAGAUUUGUGUAAGCAUAAUUUGUGUAUGUGUUUACAAAUCACGUUGUCAUGCUAGAAUGGAAAAGAUCAAGAUGCGGACUGUAGUGCUGGAUGGCGCGGGAACGCCUUGCGUCUUCAGCAUGACGCGAAGCAACUGGAAGCGGGAAACAGCAUCAAAAAUUGGCUUCAGAGGAGGACGCAACUGCGUAUCUUGGCCUUCUAGCAAUACAAGUCGAUUUGUGUACUCAAAUACAGCAUCACAAAUUUCGUUUUCGCUAUGGGGAGGGGGAAUUUUUCUUCACAAUACAGGCUCACCGGACCCAUCACCGAGUUCCGCUUCGACGUCGAAGCAAACGACCAGGGAUUCAAAAUUGACGGGAUGCAAUAUUACAAUGAAAAAUUUCCCCACCCCAGAACUUGGCAGCAGUUGUAUUGCAAACCUUUCCAAUGGAAACACGAAACACUCCCCGUCUUGCAUAUCUCAGCAUCACAAACGUUCCAUGCUGAAGAGCUCAAAUUUGUGUCGCAAAGGAGCCCAACAGCAGCCGGAUUUGUUUAUGUAAAAGACACCUUGCGCACCUAGAUUCUGCAGUAGAAAGGCUCGUAGUCCACCUUUCGUGCAUAGAUAAAAAGUUCUUCAUUUGAAAACCUUAUGCAUGAGAAACUUGUGCAAAUUCCAGCGUGCGGGCAUUUUUCAUUGUAGUAUGCAAACCACUGCCAACAUGCCGAUCCUCGGAAUUUUGCUCAUACGCUCGCCGGACGGAGCCUGCACUUUUCAACAAAGUAAUGAGGUUGUCGUAGCGCAGCUCCGAAGCUUUGUACCGCACCAACGGAGGCUUAUCACUUUCAAAUUCACGGCCAGUAGUCCCAAGGGAGCGGAGUUAGUCACGAGCGCACAGUAUCAAGUGUAAAAGUGUCUGGGUCUGGAAUGUUUCCGGGUUUGUCAUGCAUAUUUUGCAUGACCCAGGAUGUCUGUAAUGCAUGACCUAGCAUCGCAGAUUGAGAUUUUUAGAGAGCUUCCUGAUGCCUAAUCCGCAUGGCAAAUGCCCUCCCUCAAUGAUGAUGAUGAUGAUGAUGCGUAGCACAAGCUAGACUUCUCUUGCUGGUCAUGCAAUACAGAUUGAUCUUCGGACAGCGGGCUUCCAGGACCCGGGGAAAGAGUGGCCGCGGCAGCAGAAGCCAGCAGCAAGGAGAGAGGAGGCCCCCCUGUCACAGGUAGCGAAGCACAACCUGGAAAGAACAACGCUGCGGUGCAUGGAACCCCAUGCGGACCAGGAGGAAGAACAGGAGAUCAACAACCAAAACGAAGCGCCGUGGUUGGUAAAAGAGAUGCAAAAAAUUCAAGGAAUUGACCCAACAAUUCCAGAAGAAGAAGCGGCAGACUGGAAGCUACCACUGGACAAAGUACUGGGCAGUACGCGACCUACUGGACGGCACUGGGCAUCGAGAGUAGUUGGCAGACCGGCAACGAAACAAUUUAUGGUAGCAGUAGACUCACCACGACGGGUGCUGUUGGAGGGUACAGGCAAGAGAGGCCGUCAGGUCGAGCAGAAGACGGAAAAUAUCCAAUUACGAUAUGAAACUGUACAUAGUGAGCCCCAUGAUCAUGACGGAGACCAAAAGCAGAUAAAACGGCGGAGGAUCACGGAAGGUAACGGGAUGCAGGUGAACUACGACGCAGAUGGAGAUGCAAUUAUGCAUGAGGUCGACGAUGAGAGCAGUGGACCGGUGGAGGACGAAGAGGACGACCUGCUUGCAGAUUGCUGAUC
This is a messenger RNA of Amoebophrya sp. A120, 3122 nucleotides long. The record is from the annotation of a GenBank genome assembly. NCBI's taxonomy places the organism in Eukaryota, Dinophyceae, Syndiniales, Amoebophryaceae.